ACACACACACACACAGACACAUAGAGCUAGACAUGCUGUAUACUACAGGAUUAGGCAGCACAGAAAGAUUACAGCGUCACAUGGUGGCCCCUCCAAAUGGUGCCUUCCAAUAACCUACUUCCCCCCCUCUGAGCUACUCCCAUCAUCCAUUUGGAGAAGGCGUAGGCAGCAUCACAAAGGUUCAGCUCCUCCCUGCUGUAUGCUGGAAACAGAUAGGGAGAGACUGAGAGGAUCAGGGUCAGAUGAAUUCCAGCCUGAGUGACGGAGGCAGUGUGUGCAAAUGAGGAGGUGAGCGCGUGUUCGUGUGUGAGACUGAGAGAGACUGAGAGAGGCACACAGGAGGAAGGAAGGGGACAUAAAGGGAGGAAGUAAAAAAAAAAAAAAAAAGGAGGGGGACUAGAGGAAACAGACAAGACAAGAGGACUCACUCUAAAAGGGAAGAUGGCUGAGCCGGAGCUGAAAUCGAGAGGGAGCCGGGAAAGCGUUGCCAAGGCGGCGAGCCUGGAGAAGAUGGGGGCUGAAGCAGACCCAGGCCAAGAUGGCCUCAUAGUGGAGCAACCGGAGUCUCCAUCCACCCCCAUGGUCUCUGCUCCCACCGCCACCAGCCCCACGGGCAGCCCGCCCGCAAAAGGGCAGAAGAUCGAGCUCAAACGCAGCAUCACCCUCUUCAACGGUGUGGGCAUGAUCAUCGGCACCAUCAUCGGCUCGGGCAUUUUCGUCACCCCGACAGGCGUGGUGAAGGAGACCGGCUCGGCCGGGCUCUCCCUGGUCGUGUGGUCCGUCUGCGGGGUGAUAUCCACCAUGGGCGCCCUGUGUUACGCCGAGCUGGGCACGACCAUCACUAAGUCUGGGGGGGACUACACUUACAUCCUGGAGGUGUACGGUGAGCUGGCGGCCUUUCUGAAGCUGUGGGUGGAGAUGCUCAUCAUACGGCCGUCGUCGCAGUACGUGGUGUCGCUGGUGUUUGCCACCUACCUGCUCAAGCCUCUCUACCCCAACUGUGCUGUGCCCGACGGUGCCGCCAAGCUCAUUGCCUGCCUGUGUCUUACCUCUCUGACAUUUGUAAACUGCAUCAGUGUGAGGGCGGCCACCAAGGUCCAGGACUUGUUCACGGCUUCCAAAUUGCUAGCCCUCAUCAUCAUCAUCCUCUUCGGGUUCAUUCAGAUUUCCACAGGUGAUGUGCCGUAUCUGACACUGGAGAAAUCGUUUGAAGGCAGCAAAUUCGGAGUUGGCAAUAUCGUCCUGGCUCUGUACAGCGGCCUUUUCGCCUUUGGAGGCUGGAAUUACCUCAAUUACGUUACGGAGGAGAUGAUCAAUCCAGAGAGGAACCUGCCCUUGUCCAUCAUCAUAUCCAUGCCUAUAGUGACGGUGGUGUACGUUCUGACCAACCUGGCCUACUUCACCACCAUCUCCCCUGAAGUCAUGGUCGAGUCCGAGGCCGUGGCUGUGAGUUUUGGGGAGUACCAUCUGGGUGUGAUGUCCUGGCUGAUCCCCGUCUUUGUGGGGCUGUCCUGCUUCGGAGCCGUCAACGGAUCUCUGUUUACCUCGGCGCGCUUGUUCUAUGCUGGAGCUCGAGAGGGUCAGCUCCCUGCUGCUCUGGGACUGGUCCACACAGACCUGUUCACACCAGUGCCGUCCCUCAUCUUCACAUGUUGUCUGUCCAUGUUGUACGCCAUCUCCCAGGACAUCUUCUCCGUCAUCAACCUCUUCAGCUUCUUCACCUGGCUGUGCGUCGGCAUGGCCAUCGCCGGCAUGCUCUGGUUGCGCUUCUCCAAACCUGACCUCAAAAGGCCCAUCAAGGUGUACCUGUUCAUCCCAGUGACUUUUGUGUUGGGCUGCAUCUUCAUGAUCUGCGUGUCCUUCUGGGCAGCUCCUUUCGAGUGCCUGGUCGGCAGCAGCAUUAUUCUCACAGGCAUCCCGGCCUACCUACUGGGCUACAAGUGGAAGAAACCCCAUGUGGUGAAGAAGAUGCUGGAAAUCUUCACGAUGUUCUGUCAGAAGAUCUUCAUGUCUGUUCCUGAGGAGAGGGAGCAACAUGAGGCGGCUGAGUAACGAUGGCAAAAAAAAAAAAAUGAACAGGAUGAGAGACUGAGUCAAUCGUUUUCUCCGAACAUUCUCGUAAUGUUUACAUUCAUUCCCUUGUAGUUUGGCUUUUUUUUAAAUAUAUAUAUAUAUAUAUACAGUAUGUAUAUAUAUAUAUAUAUACAGUAUGUAUAUAUAUAUUUUUUUUACACUAUUAUUCAUCCAGUAGCCGUGGAACUAUUUCAUGUUUACUCACAUGAGUGGCCUGGCAAGAUUGAUAAAGGAGGUUUUAUGUGAAGUCUUAACAAAUGUUAGUGAUCGCCACAAUUUAUUUAAAAUAUCAAAAGGUCCCAAGAUCUUGACCUGGAUUUGGCAUUUAGACAUUUUCUACUGCUUUUUAUUCUAAAUGGAUUUUACUAUUACGUCUCCGUUAGAGGUGGAACAAGCUUAAACUUUGCAUUUUUUUAUUUUUUUUGUUAAGCGAGAGUCAUGCUUUAUUCUGUGGCUAACUGUUGUGAGCACAUAAUUAAGCCUAUACUGCAAACACAAAAUCAGAAGCUGCACGCCGUGUGUACUCUAGUGGCCUAAAGCGUACUGUUUUACUGUUCACCUGAAGUGUACAAAUGAGUAGAUUUAUUGACAUUUAACCGGACUAACAACCAAAACUACCCAUAGUUUAUUCUAGUUUACAGUUUUCUAGAAGGUCAGGUGUGGAAGAGGAAAGCGUUAAAAAAACCCACAAUAGCACUGACUGCGUUAACUCAUAUUGCUACUAAUACUUGUGUAAAUUACAAUUAAUUUUCAUAUUUUUUGUAUUGAUUUGUAACAAAAAAAAAAAAAUCUGCAGCACUAUCUUAAAGCACAAAUCAGUGUUUGUAAUGUUUUCUUAUGAUGUGAAGCAGGUAUCCUUUCAUUCCGAUGUUAAACCACAUCAGCUCCUUCUGUUCUCGAUGAACUGAUGAUAAUGAUGGAUGCCAGCGCCUCUGCUCGUGAAGCGUUAUUAUGAGAAGCUGUAUAGAUGUCAUUGUAGUGCUUGUAUUAGGAGUAAGUGUCUGUAUUGGAUAUGUUUGUUUGCUGUCUGUGCCCGCCUGGAUCAGUGCUGAUAUUUCUUUUUCUUUCUUUCAUUUUUUUUUUUUUGUCAUCACUACAAGACCAAAACGAAUGUUGCAACUUUUUAGAAACACACUUGCUUUUUUUCUAUUCUUUCUCUUUUUUUUUUUUUUUUUUUUUUUAUAGGAAAUGUAUAAAAAUAUGACUUUUAAACUGGGUAUCUGAGGAUUUUUCCAAAGUUACUGCAAGCAUUUUCACACUCCGUUAAAGACCACAAAAAAAAGCAUUCUCUGAGGUUUCUGUAUUUUGCAGAGAAUGCAAAGACAGCCCCUUUAAACAUCAGCCGCCAGACCAGGGUAUCGUCAAAUCCACUGGAAAUGCAUACACUAAAAUGAUAAUACAUAUUUGGCGAAGGGUUAAAAUAAUAAAA
Molecule: messenger RNA, 3502 nt
Organism: Mugil cephalus (flathead mullet)
Lineage: Eukaryota; Metazoa; Chordata; Actinopteri; Mugiliformes; Mugilidae
Product: large neutral amino acids transporter small subunit 1-like
Exons: 11
Coding region: 442-2052 (536 amino acids)
Biological process (GO): amino acid transmembrane transport; neutral amino acid transport
Cellular component (GO): membrane
Molecular function (GO): neutral L-amino acid transmembrane transporter activity; L-amino acid transmembrane transporter activity
Source: RefSeq, a predicted model, not a curated record